Molecule: messenger RNA, 1657 nt
Organism: Phascolarctos cinereus (koala)
Lineage: Eukaryota; Metazoa; Chordata; Mammalia; Diprotodontia; Phascolarctidae
Gene: NAT14
Product: N-acetyltransferase 14 (putative)
Molecular function (GO): N-acetyltransferase activity
Source: RefSeq, a predicted model, not a curated record
CAUUGCUUACUGGAGUGGAGGGGACAUGGGCACCCGGGCGAUGCCAUUGUUGGAGGGGGCGCCGGGUGCUGCCUAGGCGGAGGAGGUCACCGGGGGAGGUAGACGGACCUUCGGCUCCCGGGGUUGCGGGGGCGCCCGCAGGGGUGACAUGGCCCCCAACCACCUGUCCGUGAGGCAAAUGCGGGAGGAGGAGAAAGCCCUCAUCGUGGAGCUGCUGAAGGAUGGGGUGAAGGACACAGAGAACCGCGUGGCCCUCCAUGCCCUGACUCGGCCCCCUGCCCUCCUGCUCCUGGCUGCUGCCAGCAGUGGCCUCCGCUUUGUCCUGGCCUCCUUCGCCCUGGCCCUGCUUUUGCCCGUUGCCCUGGCUGUGGCUGCCCUCAAGCUGAUGGUGCGGAUGCGAUGGGGUUCGCUCCCCUCAGACUCUGGCCUAGGAGGCCCCUGGGUGGCUGUGUGGGGAACUGAUGAUGUGUGUGGGGUCCUGGCCCUGAGGCCCGGCCCCAGCAGAGGCAGCCUGUCUGUAGCUCGCCUGGCCGUGGCCCGCUGGCACCGUCGACGUGGCGUGGGCACGAAGCUGCUGGCCUUCGCUGAGGCCCAAGCCCGGGCAUGGGCCCGCCAGGCCGGGGGCCCUCGAGCCAAGCUCAUAGUCCCUGCUCCAGUGGGAGCCCGAGGGGCCACUGCCCUCCUGGAGGGAAGAGGCUACCAUCCCGAGGGAGGCUGGGGUUGGAUGGGUCACACCUUUGUGAGGGAGUUCAUGAAAGAAUUCUGACGCCUGCUGUGUCCCUUCCACACCCUGGCCUUGGUGCAGCGGGCACGGAGGACAGGCUGCCAUUCAGGACACCUGCCCGCUCUCAAGCCUCAGCUCUGGCUCUAGCCCAGUCCGUGACCCUGGGCCUGGCUCUUCUUCCCUCUGGGUCUCACCUCUAGGGAAUGGGGGAAAGGACACUUGAACUGCCCACCUCACAGGAUUAAACAUGGGGAAUCCCCGUUGGCCCACCCUCAAGCUGCUCCUUUUUUAUACCAGUGACUCUCAGAUGAUCCCCCCCUGCCCUCUGUGGGGGUCCUCAGGCAAUCUGCCCCCACCCUCCCUUCCCCCUGCACCUCCAGCAGCCCUUGGGGGCCUCUGCCCUCUGGCCCCCCGAGUCAGCCUCUUCACCUUCCCUGCACCCCUUCAGAUGGUUCUGUGCCCUGCCAAGAUCUCCCAAGGUUCUCGUCCCCUUUGCUCCCAGAAGUCCCUUCCCGGGUGGCCCCUCAGACAUCCUUCCCUCAGACUCAGUGAAGGCCCCUGCGGACCUGGAAUCUCCUGCCCCUCCCCCUCAGCUGACCUUCAGCUGACCAUUGGGCCCCUCUGAGCAAGGGGAGCAAGCCUCAGAGCUCCCUCGCCCCCCCACCCCGCGUCCUUGACCAAGGGCCCUCGAUGAUCUUCCACCUUUCUGGGGACCCUCCAGUGGGGUUGGACUCCCUUCUCCUUGGAGGCCUGGACAACUCCCCUCUGCUUUGAUGACACACACAGUGACUUCUCCCUCUCCUGCUGCCCCUGGGGCUCCCCCACACCUUGAGAUGACCCUCCCUCUCUGCCUUGGGUCCUUCUCUUCCCUCCCAUCCCUCCUUUCCCCUCACAUCUGUUUUUAUACCCACUGUUAAUAAACUCUGAAACUCC